UUUGGCUGCCAUAGAAAUAGCGGAACAAACAAGCAGAGAUUUAUAAUUCUCAGAAGUCCAUUCUCAAGCACAUUGGCGAAUGAAGUAGACAUUAUUGUCAUUGCAGUGUCCUGACAACAGUUGUUUUCACAUAAGUAUGGUUUCUGUGUUUUGUUAAAUACAAGUCAUUUGUGUCUUGGAGUUGAGAAGUGCAACUACUGAUGGAACUUCAGGGUGUCCGACCAGCAAGGUUCUCCUUCUCCAGGAAAAGCCAACCUUCUCUACCAUGCUGCAAUAAAGCCAUCCAAUCCCUGCAAUUUGAAAUAAGCAAGUUGAGGAAACAGCUGGAAGGCAGCGAAUGGAAGUCUAAUCAAUCCGAUUCAAAUGGGGAGCCCCCUUUGGGUCAGGAGGACCUCCUACACCCUUAUAAAUGCCACACUUCUUUUUCCAGAACUGUACACCAUGACGCAGAUGAAAAGUCAGAGGGAGAGGAAAUGAAAGCAGCAGAACGAGAAGUACAGGAAGUAAUACGGGCAGCGAAAGACGAGCAGAUCAGACCAGCUUCUACAAAGCAGGCAGCUUCCUUCAGGCGAUCAAGACCUGAACGUGGUGCCUCCACAAGGUUUAUGGAUUCCCAGUGUAUGCCCACACAGCACAAGCACAGUCACAUCCCAGCAUCCUUUGCUGCAGGGGUGGGCGUGCUGGGAGGCCCCACUCUGAGAGGACCGUACACGGGGACACCGUACAGAAUUUCCUGUGACACGGAUGGACAGGAGAAGCCAAGCUUCCUGAGUCCGAGGCUCAUCCCAAGCGCUGGAGCGAAUUAUACCGGCAUCCCAGUGGACCAAAAUCUAAACUGUUGGCCUCUGGGUUACCAGCUGAGGGACCCCCCUCCCACUAAAAAACAACUCUACUGGUGUCUGUGCCGGGGGUGUCCCUGCAGUGCAGUGUGGCCUCCUGAAGAGCUGUAUUACUUAACGCCCACCUCUGACCCAUUUUAUCACGUCUAGCUGCUAUUGGCUGUAGGUGAAGCAUCUUGGGUCAGAGGUCAGAGAAGGAGACAUUGAGUUCACUGCUGCCACACAGUAGCCAUUCUGGCUCUAUGUAGCUCCCAGGGGGACAUUGACUUAUACCAGAAUAACUAUAAUGGUGCAGUUUCAUAUCAAAGGAAUCAUUUAAGAAAAAUUCAGGUCUCAGAAAUGUAUAUUCAUACUUUAAAUUUGUGGUCAAAUUAAAUGAAAGAUUAAUAAAAUACAUUUACAGUUUAUAUAACGACAAGA
Messenger RNA from Brienomyrus brachyistius, 1259 nucleotides. RefSeq lists its product as uncharacterized. The transcript is spliced from 8 exons. Lineage: Eukaryota; Metazoa; Chordata; Actinopteri; Osteoglossiformes; Mormyridae. The record is from RefSeq and is a predicted model, not a curated record. Bases 201 to 989 code for a protein of 262 amino acids.